AUGGACCCUGCCGAUAGAGAGCAUACGGCAUUCAUCACCAACCGCGGUUUGUACUGUUACAACGUCAUGCCCUUCGGCCUGAAGAAUGCGGGGGCAACUUAUCAACGGCUCGUCAACCGGAUUUUUGCUAAGCACAUCGGCGGCAUUAUGGAAGUAUAUGUCGACGACAUGUUGGUGAAAAGCCGAACGGCAGGGGGGCAUCUGGAAAACCUAGCCCUCAUGUUCGGUAUACUAAAGGACUACCGAAUGAGGCUGAACCCAACGAAGUGCGCCUUCGGUGUAUCUUCCGGUAAAUUUCUCGGAUUCAUGAUCAGCCAAAGGGAAAUCGAGGCUAAUCCCGAGAAAAUCAAAGCCAUAAUUGACAUGGAAACGCCGAAGACACAGAAGGACAUUCAAAGCCUUACCGGACGUGUCGCUGCCCUAACACGCUUCAUCUCCAAGGCUACCGACAAGUGCGUGUCGUUCUUCAAAGCCUUGAAAGGGGGCAAACAUCAUAUCGCAUGGACUCCCGAAUGCGACCAGGCAUUUCAAAACUUAAAGAACUACAUGAGCAAGGCACCGCUAUUAUCAAAACCGCUCCCAGGGGAAGUCCUCCUCCUAUACCUUUCGGUAUCCAACACUGCCGUCAGCUCAGUAUUGAUACAGAAGCCAGAUAAGGCAGAGCUACCGAUUUUCUAUGUCAGCAAGGCCCUUCAGAGCGCAGAGCUUCGGUACCCACCCUUAGAGCAGCUAGCACUGGCCCUGGUCAUCUCGGCGCGAAGGCUUCGCCCAUACUUCCAGGCUCACGAGAUCACUGUUCUGACAAACCAGCCCCUUCGGCAGGUACUCCAAAAGCCAGAAACGUCGGGCCGAUUGGUCAAAUGGGCAAUCGAGUUGGGAGAAUUUGACAUACAGUUCAAGCCAAGGCCUGCAGAAAAAGGUCAAGCCGUCGCCGACUUCAUCUCCAAGCUCACACCUCCUGCACUAUCGGAAGCAUCCUUUCCGAACGCUAUUCUUACUGAACCUGAGAAAGUGGAUGCUGAGCGCUUUGACACUUCCAUCCCUCUCUGGAUUCUGCACGUGGAUGGCUCGGCAAACCAGCAAAGCGUGACCUCUAAUAAUGAGGCAGAGUAUGAGGCUCUCUUGGAUGGCCUUCGGCUAGCCAAGAGCAUGAGCGCGAGACAGAUCAGCAUUCACAGUGACUCCCAGCUCAUUGUGAAUCAGAUAACGGCAGACUUCGCGGCCAAGGAUGCCUCUAUGUCAGCUUACCUAUCGGCAGCUCACAAACUCCUGCAAAAAUUUCAGGCCUACGAGAUACGGCAGAUCCCCAGGUCAGAAAACAGUCACGCCGAUGCGCUCUCGCGUUUAGCUUCGGCAAUAAAUGACAAGAUCGGAAGAAAUGUACCAGUGGAGAUAUUAUCCCAGCCAAGCACAACUACUGAGGUGUGUACCGUACGGUACGAAGACACAUGGAUGUCUCCAAUCUAUGCUUUCCUGACAAACAGAAUCCUUCCGACCGAUAAGUCCCAGGCUCGGAAGCUCCGUGGAGUAUGCAGUGACCAUUCAGGAUCCCGAUCGCUCGCACACAAAGUCUUCCGACAGGGAUAUUUCUGGCUGACUCUGCACCAAGAUGCGAACAUGUUAGUCAAGAAGUGUGACAAAUGCCAACGGUUCGGUAGCGUCCCUUAUGUUCCUGCCGAGCCACUCUCACCGAUUGUAAGCCCGUGGCCAUUCGCCCAAUGGGGAUUAGAUUUAAUUGGUCCGAUGCCAGAAGGCAAGGGUCAGGUCAAAUACGCUGUGGUUGUCAUCGACUACUUCACCAAAUGGGUAGAAGCCAAAGCCUUAGCAACAAUAACGACAGCCAGAAUUGAAGAUUUCGUUUGGACGAACAUUUGCUGCCGAUUUGGCAUCCCUACGCCAUCAUCACGGAUAACGGCAGGCAGUUUGAUUCGGAAGUCUUCAGAGAGUUCUGCAUUCGCCUCAAGAUCAACUUGUUCUUUGCUUCGCCAGCUCACCCCCAAUCGAACGGCCAGGUCGAAGCAAUGA
Prunus armeniaca (apricot) is the source of this 2025-nucleotide messenger RNA. Lineage: Eukaryota; Viridiplantae; Streptophyta; Magnoliopsida; Rosales; Rosaceae. The record is from the annotation of a GenBank genome assembly.